AUGUAAGAAUUUUUUAAGGAUUUUGAUGUAUUUUCUCAGUCCUUCUCCUUUAAUACCGGCAAGAGGAAAAUGAAGAAAAGAACUUUGACUGGAGCUUUUCUUUCAGUAUCGAUAAUUGGAAUAGUUUUAUUUUAUUUUGUGCAUUUAGUGUACUAAUAUUUUAACAACUAAAUCGAUCCUAAAUUUAGAUCGUAAAGCUUUGUAACAAGCGAAUAGAUAAAUGUUGCUUUGCAAUCAAAAUUAAUUGCGUUUUAAUUCUUUCAAGGAUUAUAAAAUUUAGAUUUUUAGCAGAAGAAGUAAAAUAAAACUUAUAUAGUUGCUUUUGCAGAAUUUAAUUACAUAGGUUUAGGAUAAUUUUAUACAUAAAAUUUAAAUAUUAUUGAUUGCAGCAACCCUUAACUUAUUGGAUAUAAAUGCAUUGAUUUUUCUAGUGUUCCUUCUAACUUUUCACUUUCAUUGGACAAUAUAAAUUAAAUAGCUUCUUCAAUAAGAAUUUCGACUUACAGGUGCUAAGAUGUAGACAGUCGUAAAACUUAUGUACCUAAUAAUUGUGCUAGUCCUGAGGAAAUAGAUAAUUUUAUCAAUAACCUAAAUAAUUAUUUGCAUGUAAAACUUUUAGCAUCAUAGUUUAACAUUACAUCCAAUCAGUUCGAAGAUUAUUAUAAAAGUCAGCACAUCCUAAUGUCAACAGAUUAAAUCAUAUUCACUGAAUUCAAAGCUUAGCAAUAAAUUACUAAAGUAAAAUAGGGCUCAUUUGUACAACAAGAAACUUAAUAUCUAUCUCCUAUAUCUUAUAUUAUAAAUACAGAAACUUAUUAGUCUUAAACUGUUUAAAAACAAACUUAACUUAAAUAUUUUGCUUAAUUCUUUUUGGAUAUUGAUGAGACUAUAAUUCAAACUUAAAUUUAAUAUCCAAUUUUUCCAGAAAUUUUAGCCUUAUGUAAUAGUACGUUUGCUUUAUUAAUGUGCUUAGGUUUUAUUGGUAGAUAUUUGGCCUAGUAAUUGAUUAGAUAAGAACUUUUUAUCAUUACUUUAUAGAAUUAAUUUUAAGGAACUUAUCAUAAAAUAUUGAAAUAAAAUAAUAUUUUAUUAAAUAAAAAAAUUGAUCUAAAUGAAAAAGAUUAAGAUUGCAAUUAAGGAAAUGCUGAAGAAAAAUAUGUAACAGAUAUGGUAUUUAUACCUUCAAUUCCUACGAAGCCUUGCGAGAAUGUUCUUAAAAAUAUUUGUAAUUCCUCCAUAACAAACGAUAAUUUAGCUCCAUUCUAAAAAAAAUUUAAAUUUCAACAAAUUAAAACUUUUUCAUAAGUAUAAGCAAAUCAACAUUAAGAUCUUUAGCAAUAUGAACAAAUAAUUUCAACUACAAACAGAAGUGAUAUAAAUAAACAAUAAAUUAAAUAUAAUGAAAAAGAUCAAAUGACUGCUAUUAAAGAAAAGCUAAGGCUCUUCAACACAAAAGAAUGCAAUGCCAUUGAAAUCAAUUCUUUAAUUACUUCAUCAUAAGAUAUGUGUGAAUAAACAUAAAAACCUUUAAAUUAGAAUUAAAUUUAAUAUAGUCAAAAAAAUAUUAUCCCAAAUGUCAGAUGUUCAAAUAUAAAUUAACCAACCAAAAUGGAACAAAAUUGUGAUUAAAUAUCCAAAAUCAACAGCAACAAAUAACUAUCAAGCAAACUAGCGGAUUUAUUAUUCAAAUUUAAGAUAAGGCGAAGAAGUGAAUAUGAAGUUAAAUUAGGCUUAAAUCAAAAAACCAAACAACUUAUAGAAGAAUAAAUAGAUAAGAAUUCUGAUUUUUCAAAGCUUUAUGAGGAAAUAAUAUUUUUGAAAAAAGCAAUAAUGAUACUUUUGACUAAAGAACAAUUUGCUGCUCUAAAAUAUGUUGGUUGUUCUGAUUCAUUUUUACUUUCAGAUUCAGUUAUAAAAAGUUCAAAAAAGAUCAAUUACUUCGAAGAAUAAUUUGCCAUUUCAUUAUUGAAAGAGCAGCAAUCAAAAUAUUUUAAAUAAUUUAUUUUAAAAUGCUCUAAUAACAAUACUAAAGAUUUAACUCUAGUAGAUUAAAGAAUAUAUUCAUCAAUUGUUUGA
This is a messenger RNA of Tetrahymena thermophila SB210, 2076 nucleotides long. Its product is annotated as AMP-binding enzyme family protein. The transcript is spliced from 3 exons. NCBI's taxonomy places the organism in Eukaryota, Ciliophora, Oligohymenophorea, Hymenostomatida, Tetrahymenidae. The record is from RefSeq and is a predicted model, not a curated record.